Messenger RNA from Arvicola amphibius (Eurasian water vole), 1839 nucleotides. RefSeq names its product histone H4. NCBI's taxonomy places the organism in Eukaryota, Metazoa, Chordata, Mammalia, Rodentia, Cricetidae. The transcript has a single exon. The record is from RefSeq and is a predicted model, not a curated record. Gene Ontology annotation, cellular component: nucleosome. Gene Ontology annotation, biological process: nucleosome assembly. Bases 1 to 312 code for a protein of 103 amino acids. Gene Ontology annotation, molecular function: protein heterodimerization activity; DNA binding; structural constituent of chromatin.
AUGUCUGGUCGCGGCAAAGGUGGGAAAGGCCUGGGCAAAGGCGGCGCCAAGCGCCACCGCAAGGUCCUGCGCGACAACAUCCAGGGCAUCACCAAGCCCGCCAUCCGCCGCCUGGCCCGGCGCGGAGGAGUCAAGCGCAUCUCCGGCCUCAUCUACGAGGAGACCCGCGGGGUGCUGAAGGUGUUCCUGGAGAACGUGAUCCGCGACGCGGUCACCUACACGGAGCACGCCAAGCGCAAGACCGUCACCGCCAUGGACGUGGUCUACGCGCUCAAGCGCCAGGGCCGCACCCUCUACGGCUUCGGAGGUUAAGUUGUUGCUGCGUUUCCUCCACCGAUUUGGUCCUCGAAAAGCUUGGUGGCUAUUCAUUCAUUUUUCAUAACCAAAGGCCCUUCUCAGGGCCGCCCAUCUACUCUGAAAAGGCGUUGUAAUGCUGAGCCGUGCUACGUGCAUUGUACCGGCUGAGGAAUUCUCAGUUUGAGUACGCUUUGGUUUAUUUCUCUAUACGUUCAGUGAACUGAACGGUGAGACCUCCAAACAAGUAAGUACGGCCCUAUCAAUCAAUGCUGGGCAGCCAAACAAGUUUAGAAAGCCAGACUGGGGAUGGAAACACGGUUACAUUUUUAGUUCAACUGAAAACUGGGGCCAGUCGGGUACGUACCAAGCUUCCGUUUCAGGUCUUAGUUUUGGUAAGACAGGUGUGUUCUUUAAAUGGUUUCCUGUAUUUCGGCUAUUUAGUGCAUUAGUGUUUGGGGAGGAUCUGCUAAAAUUUCGGGUUCACAACCCAACUGAAUGGGAUGUUCAUACAGUACUUUGUUUCUCUUCCUGGGCUGACCUAGCCUCGCAAAUGGUAGAAUUGCUGUUGUUUACCCCACACCCAGCUUGGGAGCAGCUUUUGUCAUUUUUCCCUCUUUCUAUUGGUUUUUAUUUUAGGCAUCACUUUUAAAAGGGGCAGGUUUGUGCUUCAGCCUGUCACUGUUAGCUAUGUCUGACUUUUCCCUGAUUUGCCAUUAUUGUUACCCAACCGUGAAAUAUUCAGCAUAUUCAUUUUAAACUAAUGAGAAUCCAUAGGUAUCCUGGGAGCUUUCAGGCAUAGGCCAGACAGGAACAAUAAUGCGUCUUGAGAGUGGUUAGUCAUUUUAUCCCUUCUAUCUGAAUUCCCCCACGAGCUAUCUGUUUGGUAUUUAUAUGUGCCAGCUGCUCCUUGAAGCCAGUGGAUGAAUUCUCAUGAGCAAUCAGUUAAGUGUAGUCUGUGUAGAUGCAGCUCUCUAUAUGAGAGAUCUAUCUUGGCCUUUAAGGCAGGCCUGAUCUUUCUCCAAAGCAUUCCUAAUAGGCAUAUAUUCUGAGGACAGAAACCUCUCAAUUUUCCUCAGUCAGUUCAUAUUGUCCUAGAUUUGCAAGUCUGCGUUAACUCUGAAGAUCGACAGGAAUCUCAUGCUUAUUGAGGAAUCAAUUGUGCUGAUAUCAUAAUAGGGCUUAGUGGGGGCCUGGGGACUUUCGUGAGGGUUCCUGAUGUAUUCACUUUAAAGAUAGACAUAAAGAUCACAAAUUUAAGGUGAGGCUGGGCUAGCUAACCUGAUUCUAUAUCAAGACAAAAGAAGUCAUUGACGUGAUUCAUUGGGUAAAGUUGCUGCCAAGCCUGAAGACCUGGUUUCAAACUCCUGGACCUACGUGGUAGGGCCAAUUCUAAAUUAUCCUCUUGACAUCCACAAGUGUGCUUUGAUAUGUGCACACCAGCUAACGUGCAUGCAUGCAUAAUAUAAAAUUUAAUAUUUUAUAUUAAAAUUAUUUAAAAUAAUUUUCAAAGACAAAAGGAGUACUGGAAAGAUGGAUCAAUGG